CUUUACGGCAGAUAAUAGGGCCAGUGUGGAGUGAAUUGAGUAAUGGCAGGAACACACACGAGAUAGUCCACGAACCUUACGUUAUUCGUACAUUUAUCGGGUAACGUUACCAGCAGCCGGACGGGUGUCUGUCCUCAUCGUCGUUCGCUGUGAGAGGCUGAUUCCGACCCCGUUUUUCUGUCAUCAUAGUAACUGUAUGCAGUGGAAUGGCUGAAGUGCCGCCUGGGCCUAACGCACUGCCUUCAUCCUCGAGCGAGAUCUCACCACUGCCCGUGGACGGGUGCAUCUUACUGGGCCACGACGAUGAGGGACGGGACAUCAUCAACCCCGGCCCGGGACACCAGCACGCCAGCGACUAUAAGGUGAUAGUCAAAUCCAACCAGAACAACGUGCAUCCUAAUGCAUCAGCUGCCCAGUUCCACACAGCCCAGCGGAACGGGGUCCAGUGCCACCACACUCACCUCCAGAACCACGUCCAACAACACCGGCCGUCCGACAAUCUGAACGCCGCUUCCGAUCACCACUUGGAAGGUAUCGGUGCAACACAGGGCGAUCACACGGAAAACAACAAUUUCACGAGAAAUAAACGAUGUAGUGAUAAAUCUCAGAGCCAGUCGCCGCCGAACAACGGGAUAAACUGCACUGACAGUAUGGCGAUAACGGAGAGCAGCUCGUGUCGACUGGAGAACGAUCUAAGUAGCAGGACUGGUUCAACGGAUCGAGCUCGAGCGGCAGCGCUGAUGGACGGGGCUGAGUCAGGCCUGGGCCCGCAGCGCGCUCGAGUAGAGCAGGCGGCCGCUGACAGAGCUCCGGUGGCGGGGAUGUCGAGACUAGCGCUGGAGGAGCACGACGACUCCAUCCGAUACGUGAGAUACGAGUCUGAGCUCCAGAUGCCUGAUAUCAUCCGACUCAUAACUAAAGACUUAUCUGAGCCCUACUCCAUAUACACCUAUAGGUACUUUAUUCACAACUGGCCUCAGCUCUGCUUUCUGGCGAUGGUUGAGAAGGACUGUGUCGGUGCCAUUGUGUGUAAGCUAGACAUGCAUAAGAAGAUGUUCCGUCGCGGAUACAUCGCCAUGCUCGCUGUGGACUCCAAAUUUCGCAGGAAAGGCAUCGGCACCAACCUUGUUAAAAAGGCCAUCUAUGCUAUGGUGGAGGGGGAUUGUGAUGAGGUGGUGCUAGAGACGGAAAUCACCAACAAAUCGGCCCUGAAACUCUAUGAGAACCUGGGCUUUGUCAGGGACAAGCGGCUGUUUAGAUAUUAUUUAAAUGGAGUGGAUGCACUUCGGCUCAAACUCUGGCUUCGCUAAAUCAAACUACGGGGUCCCUCAACUCUUUCUCCAUCCCUUUGGCCUCCUCUUCCUCCGCCACAGUCCUCUGGCUCAGAUCACCGGACUUCCCAUCAAUAGAAAGACACUCAACCUCUGCUGAGCCGUAAAGGGCAAACUCUGAGGGAAAAUUCAACCUAUCAUAAUAAAGUGUUUUAAGAACUUUUGUGCGAAAGAAAGAGAGAUUGUUGUGAAAAACAAAACAAAAACAAAGUUGGGUACUGAUAUGACACUGACACCGAAAAGGAAAGGCCGGUGGCUUCUGUGCUCAGGUGUCAAUAGCCUGACUUAUGAACUCUGUGUAUUUGUGUCGGGCAGCGGAGAUGAGCUGGGCCGAACAUGUUGACGGCAUCCACAAAAUGUAUCAUGCCGAAAGUAAACAAUUCGCCACACCUC
This is a messenger RNA of Carassius carassius (crucian carp), 1724 nucleotides long. Its product is annotated as N-alpha-acetyltransferase 30-like. Gene Ontology annotation, biological process: N-terminal peptidyl-methionine acetylation. Gene Ontology annotation, molecular function: protein-N-terminal amino-acid acetyltransferase activity. NCBI's taxonomy places the organism in Eukaryota, Metazoa, Chordata, Actinopteri, Cypriniformes, Cyprinidae. The record is from RefSeq and is a predicted model, not a curated record. The coding region runs from base 207 to 1310 and encodes 367 amino acids. Gene Ontology annotation, cellular component: NatC complex. The transcript is spliced from 4 exons.